ACUAUAUUUGCUGAUGUCAUAUCUGCAUAUGGUGGGAGCAGUUUAACACCACAAAACCUCUGACUCACAUCAUCAUAUGAACCUGAACGAAGCAAGUAAGGAACCUUUUAUCCUUUUCAAAAUGGAGUCUAAUUUAUUCUGUUGCUUCACCAUUAUCAUCACAAGCUACAUAACAGGUGUUGCCUCUCAGACCCUGAUACCAUCUGCAAAUCCUCUGGUUGUUGGAGGAAAUGUCACUCUUACUCUAAAUCCUCUGAUGAACAUCAGUGCUGGCAAUUGGUUAUUUGAUGGGAACAUCCUGAUGUUAUGGUACCCAGAUCAAUUUAUAGUGAGUGACAGUUACAAAGAGCGAAUAUCUUUCAACUCCUCCACAAGACAGAUCACUCUGUAUUCAGCACAAGUGAGUGAUUCUGGACUGUAUGUACUGCAAGGCCUGAAACCAAAUGUAAAAGCAGAACUUAUACUGUCUGUUCAAGUGCCAAUCACAAAUGUAUCUCUGACAGUAAGUAAGACACAACUGGUGGAGUUUAAUGCCACUGUUGUGUUCACCUGUACUGCCAAUGGCACACCAUUAGAAUUCACAUGGUAUAAUGACAGCUCUGAGGUCACAGCAGCUAAUGUUCAAAUCUAUACUAAUGGAAGUGGUCUCAUUAUUAGCAAUGUAACAAGAUAUGACAGUGGACCUUUUCGCUGUUUCGUGGCAAAUGGCAUCAGCAAUGGAACAAGCAGGUCAAUUUCCCUCGAUGUCAACUAUGGUCCCAGCAACCUGACACUGACAGUUCUGCCAAACAAGAUGAACUACAUUUCAGGAUCAAACAUCACUUUGUCCUGUUCUGGUGAAUCCAAACCUUCAGCAUUAUUCCAAUGGUCCUACAAUAGUGUUUCUCUUAAUAUAAACAGCCCAACCUUCAAGCUUACCAAUGCUACUCGUAACCAGACAGGAAUUUAUGCCUGCAUUGCACAAAACACAGUGACUCUCAGAUAUGCAUCCAUCACCAGAACCAUCAUCAUCAUUGACCCACUAUCUGCAGGUCUGGUAGUGCCUGUUGGUGAGCCACCAAUAUUAAACAAUUCAUUUGCACUGACCUGUGGCAUCACUGGACAGUUGGACUCUGUUUAUUGGAUAAAGGACGGCAUUCACCUGGUUCCUGACAGCAGGCUUUCUCUCUCCAACCAAAAUAAGACACUCACGUUUAAUAAUCUCAUCCUCUCCGAUAAUGGAAGAUAUCAGUGUGUAGCAAAUAAUGCUGUAAGCAAUGUGACCAGCAUGGCCUAUCAUCUAACUAUUAAUUAUGGUCCCUGGUCCACUAGGAUUUAUGGCCCAGCCAUAGCUGAAGUAGGUUCUAAUGUGACACUAAAUUGCUCUGCUUCCUCUCAACCUGCCAGUCAAUACAGCUGGUUUUUCCAAGGUUCUAAAGUGGCAGAGGGCUCUGUGUAUCAGGCUUACUCUCUUUCACUAAACAGCAGUGGACAAUACACUUGCCUGGCCCACAAUAACAUCACAGGAGGAAACAGCAGCGCUACAUGGAACUUAACUGUCAUUGUGGGUAUUUCCUCAGUGGUGGUGACUCCCAGUACUCUCAUCCCUCUGGUCUCAAAGGAUAUGCAGCUCUUCUGUAACGUAACUGGCUCCUUUGACAGCAUCCAGUGGCUAAAAGACAACCAGCCUCUUAAUACAACAGCUGCAAAAUCCAUUUAUAUGAAUGACAGCACCAUAGAUUUCCACCCUCUGCAGAUCACUGACGAUGGAUUGUAUAAGUGUGUUGCCACAGAUGCUUUUCGACCACAUGUUAGCCUGCCGUAUAGUCUAUUAGUUAAUUAUGGGCCAUUGGACGUGACUAUAACAGCUGAUAUCAAGGUUGCCACUAUCUUAUUGUGCAAUGCAAAGUCUCAGCCACCAAGUGUUUACAACUGGUUCCUCAACAACACUGUCCUUAAAGAGGAUGCUGUUUUAAUUUUACCUCUUAUGCCUCCUCUGGGUUAUAACUACACAUGUGUGGCCACAAACCCUCUGACCAAUGACACACUGUCUGCCUCCUACAUUAUUUCAGAACGCAAUGCAGCGGCCCCAUUCCAGACUAGCAUGUUGCUGACUGCUUUGUGUGCGCUAGUUCUUCCUGUAUUAAUGUUAAUGAAGCCCUUCUGAGCUGCUAAUUAAAGCCUGCUACCUGAGUCUAUCAUUUUAAUUUUGUAUUACUUUUUUUUUUCCUGAAUCAUCAUAAUAUUACGAAUAUUGAACUUUGAAUUCUUUAACAAGUCACAUGUUCUCUUUAGUCAAGCAGUGAGCUUGCAAGAUAAAUGGAUGCCAAGGGGUGUGAUGGUUGUUUUGUUACAGGCACAAAUAACAAAAGACAACCAGAUGACUAAGGGCUGUUCUUACUGACACCACAUACCAAAAUGACAAGUCUUUGCCAAUUCAUGUCUCGGUUUAUUGCAACACCAAUCAACCGUCAACCAUGCCUUGUUAUUACCUGUGUCAGUGGUGCACAUUAAUUUUGACAGGACGGGGGAAAAAACAGUUGUCAGAAAGAUCAGUGCUUACACAACUUCUUAUUUUCAUUAUUUCCUGCCAUUUUUGCACAGAUUAUACUAACACUAAUUUUUAGACUUGUCCCUUACAUUUGAUAGACAAAUAAUUAAACCAUUGCCAUGUUCUUCUUCAACCCUUUAAAAUUCCUCAUUAUGUACUACUCAUACUAAUACUUUAUUUAUUGCUACCUUUUAACAAAUAUGAAUCUAAUAUGAAUAUGAAUCAAAUAUGAAUAUGAACACUUUCAAUAAAAAAGUUUUUUGGUGCAUCGAAGAUAAUACCCAGAGAAUAAACGAUACUUAUUUAUAAGUUUUAAUGAGAUUUGAUUGGAUUACAUAAAACACAGCUAAUGUAUAAUUUCAUUAAAGAAAUGUCAACAGAAAGCACUUGUAUCUAUAUUCUACAAUCUGUAUACUUGUAUAUAUAUACUAUACAAUCUGUGGAAAUAAAUGAUUCAUGGUA
Molecule: messenger RNA, 2992 nt
Organism: Tachysurus fulvidraco (yellow catfish)
Lineage: Eukaryota; Metazoa; Chordata; Actinopteri; Siluriformes; Bagridae
Product: carcinoembryonic antigen-related cell adhesion molecule 5-like
Exons: 9
Coding region: 77-2146 (689 amino acids)
Source: RefSeq, a predicted model, not a curated record